Molecule: messenger RNA, 2250 nt
Organism: Scomber japonicus (chub mackerel)
Lineage: Eukaryota; Metazoa; Chordata; Actinopteri; Scombriformes; Scombridae
Product: B-cell receptor CD22-like
Exons: 12
Coding region: 1-2250 (749 amino acids)
Source: RefSeq, a predicted model, not a curated record
AUGGCACUUUUAAGGAUUUUAAAUGACCUCCUUUUAUCAGUUGACUCUGGGAACUCUGCUGUCCUGGUCCUUCUGGAUCUGACAGCUGCCUUUGACACAGUGGAUCACAACAUCCUCCUGUCUCGCAUAAACACCUGUGUGGGCAUUAAGGAGGCGGGGCCCAGUGGUGGAGGUUUGGCACACCUGUUUCUAAUCACACUCAUCAACUGCAUUUCGCCUACUCCACCCGCUGCUGCCCUGCCUCUGAUCCCUGGAUCCAGCUCCCUGUGCACUGCCUUCCCGUUUUGGACCUUCCCUGGAACCCUCACCCUAGACCCAGCCACUGCUCUCCCUCACUUCCCCAUUACUUUAUCAUUAAACCCUGCCUUUGAGUUUGCCCCUAAUGGCUGGGGAGUGACUUACACUUCUACUAAGAUCUGUGCCUUAAAAGGAUCAACAGUGGUCAUACACUCCACCUACAGAUACCCAUCCAGGAUAAAUAAUGUUGAUACUGCAGUUGGUGAAACAUUCUGGUAUAUUGAUCUGAGUAAUAAAGAAUCUGUGGAUCUGAGAACAGACUCAGAGUACGCAGGUCGUGUGCAGCAUCACUGCGAUAAGACCGACUGCACUCUGAGAAUCACAGACCUGAGAGAGAGAGACUCAGCUCAGUACAAGUUCAGGUUCAUAACAAACCAACCAGGAGGGAAAUAUACUGGUUCACCUGGAGUCACUUUGACUGUCACAGAUCUCCAGGUGAAGGUGAUCCCAUCAACAAUCAAUCUUUCCUCAGCAGAGCUGAAGUGUCACAGCAGCUGUCGUCUACCUGAUCCUUCUUCCUUCAUCUGGUACAAGAAUGGAAAGAAUAUUAGUGGAGAAACAUCGUCUUCUCAUUUAACCAAAUUCUAUCAUGUAGACAGCUAUUCCUGUGCUGUUACAGGAUAUGAGGAUUUCCACUCUCCUCCAGUUUAUGCUCCAAAGCUUCCCUCUGUGUCAGUGAGUCCCCCUGCUGAAAUCAUUAAGGGCAGUUCAGUGAAUCUGACCUGUAGCAGUGAUGCUAACCCAGCAGUUAAAUACACCUGGUACAAGAAGAAUGUAAAUCCAGACCUUCAACCUCUCAGUAAAGAACCACAGCUUGUCUUCAGCUCCAUCCAGUCCUCUAACUCUGGAGAGUAUUACUGUACAGCUGAGAACCAGCUGGGGAAGAAGACAUCUGAAUACAUCUUUAUUGAUGUGAAAUAUGCUCCAAAGCUUCCCUCUGUGUCAGUGAGUCCCUCUGCUGAGAUAGUGGAGGGCAGUUCAGUGACUCUGACCUGUAGCAGUGAUGCUAACCCAGCAGCUAAUUACACCUGGUACAAGGAGAACCAAACACUGUUUCAUGGACCAGAAGGAGUAUAUGAAUUCACCUCCAUCAGCUCUGAGGACAGAGCGAUGUACUACUGCAAGUCUGAGAAUCAAUAUGGACAGAUCAACUCAUCGUCUCUCUUCAUAGAUGUCCUGUAUGGUCCAAAGCUUCUCUCUGUGUCAGUGAGUCCAUCUGGUGAAAUCAUUGAGGGCAGUUCAGUGACUCUGACCUGUAGCAGUGAUGCUAACCCAGCAGCUAAAUACACCUGGUACAAGAAGAAUGUAAAUCCAGACCUUCAACCUCUCAGUAAAGAACCACAGCUUGUCUUCAGCUCCAUCCAGUCCUCUGACUUUGGAGAGUAUUACUGUACAACUGAGAACCAGCUGGGGAAGAAGACAUCUGAAUACAUUAUUGAUGUGAAAUAUGCUCCAAAGCUUCCCUCUGUGUCAGUGAGUCCCUCUGCUGAGAUAGUGGAGGGCAGUUCAGUGAAUCUGACCUGUAGCAGUGAUGCUAACCCAGCAGCUAAUUACACCUGGUACAAGGAGAAUGACGACUCACCAAAAGCAUCAGGACAGAUCUUCACCAUCACUGAUGUCAGACCUGAACACAGUGGGAAUUAUUACUGUGAAGCCCAGAACAGAAGAGGACGUCAUAACUCCACCUUACAUCUGACUGUUGUGAAAGAAACAGGAAAAUCAAUCAUUGCUGGAGUAACAACUGCUGUUCUCCUGCUUAUCAUAAUCCUCUCUGUCUUCCUAUGGAUGAGGAAAAAGAGAGUCUCCAAUCAAUCGUCUGAGGCUGAGGAGAGACCAGACGACAGAGAGAGGGAGGUGCAAGAUAACCCUCUGUAUGACAGCGUGCAGUUCUCCAACAACCAGGCAGAUCCUUUCUACUCAGAGGUGGACAAAGUACACAACUUCACUACUUGA